Molecule: messenger RNA, 2263 nt
Organism: Ficedula albicollis (Collared flycatcher)
Lineage: Eukaryota; Metazoa; Chordata; Aves; Passeriformes; Muscicapidae
Gene: ENOX1
Product: ecto-NOX disulfide-thiol exchanger 1
Exons: 17
Coding region: 392-2263 (623 amino acids)
Biological process (GO): ultradian rhythm
Cellular component (GO): plasma membrane; external side of plasma membrane
Molecular function (GO): RNA binding; protein-disulfide reductase activity
Source: RefSeq, a predicted model, not a curated record
AUCUUGGAUUCUGAACUUGAAGCAGUUCUUCAAGAUUAUAUGCUUCUUGAAACUUGGAAAGUAUCUGCAAUAAAUAGGACUGGCCAUGAGAAUUUGUAACGUUCCUUUGGAAAUACUGUGAUGGGGCCACUGAGAAGUUACCUUCCUGUGUACAGAUUGCAUUAAAAGCAUCCCCUUCAAGAAACUACAACUGUGUUUAUUCAAGCUUUGAAUUUGGAAGUCGUGCCGGGAUCCCUGCCACGGCACGCUUGAACCGUGAAACCCAGAGCCUAAUGAGCUGUGUGUGGGCCCUGUGCUUGGUGAUACCCCAUCUCAAGAUGCUGCUAAUACAGUAGCAAAUUAUUCCUAACUGAAGAAGUCUAGCAGAAGAAAAAGGAUCCAGGGAAAAACAAUGGCUGCCGCAGCCGAUGGUUUGGGAAGUAUAGCUAUAGAUACCACACAGCUUAACAUGUCAGUCACUGAUCCCACGGCUUGGGCUACAGCCAUGAAUAAUCUGGGGAUGGUUCCAGUAGGACUAGCAGGACAACAGCUCGUGACAGAUUCAAUCUGUGUACCAGGCUUUGAUCCAAGCCUUAGCAUGAUGACUGGAAUCACUCCGAUUAACCCAAUGAUACCAGGCAUGGGGUUAGUGCCACCACCACCACCAACAGAUGUGCCUGUAGUCAAAGAAAUAAUUCACUGCAAAAGCUGCACGCUCUUCCCUCCAAACCCAAAUCUUCCACCACCUUCAACAAGAGAGAGACCUCCUGGGUGUAAAACAGUGUUUGUUGGAGGAUUACCAGAAAACGCAACGGAGGAAAUUAUUCAGGAAGUCUUUGAGCAGUGUGGAGAUAUAACAGCAAUUCGGAAAAGCAAGAAGAAUUUUUGUCACAUUCGUUUUGCAGAGGAGUUCAUGGUUGAUAAAGCCAUUUACCUUUCUGGUUACCGCAUGAGAUUAGGAUCUAGCACAGACAAAAAGGAUUCAGGUCGCCUUCAUGUUGAUUUUGCUCAGGCAAGAGACGACUUUUAUGAAUGGGAAUGCAAACAAAGAAUGCUGGCCAGAGAAGAACGCCACAGACGCAAAAUGGAAGAAGACAGACUGCGCCCUCCGUCACCUCCGGCAAUAAUGCAUUAUUCUGAACACGAAGCUGCUUUGCUGGCUGAAAAAUUGAAAGACGACAGCAAGUUUUCCGAGGCCAUCACGGUGCUGCUCACCUGGAUCGAGCGGGGCGAGGUGAACCGCCGCUCCGCAAACCAGUUCUACUCCAUGGUGCAGUCGGCCAACAGCCACGUGCGCCGGCUCAUGAACGAAAAGGCGGCUCACGAGCAGGAGAUGGAGCAAGCCAAGGAGAGUUUCAAAAAUGCCUUAACGGGGAUCCUCACUCAAUUUGAGCAGAUUGUCGCCGUUUUCAACGCUUCUACCAGACAAAAAGCUUGGGACCAUUUCUCGAAAGCCCAGCGAAAGAACAUAGACAUUUGGCGAAAGCAUUCUGAGGAGCUCCGAAAUGCUCACAGUGAACAGCUCAUGGGAAUCCGCCGGGAAGAGGAGAUGGAAAUGUCCGAUGAUGAUAGUGGUGACAAUCCCAGUAAAAAGCUGAGAGUAGAUGAUUCAGCUCUGGCCGCCCAAGCAUAUGCGCUAAAGGAAGAGAACGACAGCCUUCGAUGGCAGCUGGAUGCUUAUAGGAAUGAAGUGGAGCUCCUGAAGCAGGAGAAAGGACAGCUCUUUCGAACAGAAGAAAGCCUUACAAAGGACCAGCAGCUGCAGUUCCUACAGCAGACAAUGCAAGGCAUGCAGCAGCAAUUGCUGAGCAUACAGGAAGAAUUAAAUAACAAAAAAUCCGAACUGGAGCAAGCAAAGGAGGAGCAAACGCAUACACAAGCGAUGCUUAAAGUCCUGCAGGAACAGUUAAAAAGCGCCAAGGAAUUAGCAGAAAUCAAUGGGCAUGAUGAAUCUCAAGCAAAUGAAAUCAAUGUAUUGACAGUAGCAUUGGUCAACCAGGACAGAGAAAAAAACUCAGAAAAACGAAGCCCUGGUCUAAAAUCAGAGAAAGAGGCACUUUUAAUAGGUAUCAUAUCCACAUUUCUUCACGUCCACCCUUUUGGAGCCAAUAUAGAAUAUCUUUGGUCUUAUAUGCAGCAGUUGGACUCUAGGAUCUCUGCAAAUGAGAUAGAAAUGCUUUUGAUGAGACUGCCACGCAUGUUUAAACAAGAAUUCACUGGUGUAGGAGCAACACUGGAAAAGAGGUGGAAGUUUUGUGCCUUUGAAGGAAUUAAAACUGUCUGA